Anisakis simplex (herring worm) is the source of this 1143-nucleotide messenger RNA. The record is from the annotation of a GenBank genome assembly. NCBI's taxonomy places the organism in Eukaryota, Metazoa, Nematoda, Chromadorea, Rhabditida, Anisakidae.
AUGGAUUCAGUGCGCGAUUUGACAUACCAAUGCUUGGAACGAUGGACAGAAAGACUGGAUAAGGAUGAGUAUCGCCUGUUUUGGGAAGGUAAUUAUUACGACAGUGAUGUUCAUGAUUAUGCAGAACUGACCAAUGACACAUUGAAAAUACUCGUGAGCAAAUGCAUCAACGUACUGAUUAAACUCGAUGUUAAAAAGCACACGAAAGUCGCCGUAUACCUGCCGGCUUUGAUUCAGUUACCUGUCAUCACAUUGGCUGCGCAUCGAAUUGGGGCUAAAUUACUUAUAACUAGCGCAAUUGAUGAAGAUGCUGAACAACUCGGCGCUCUACUCAAAGAGUUUGAUCCGGAGAUAAUCAUCACUGUCGAUGGAUUUUGGUGUGGCAGUAAAUUGAAACAGUCGAAAUGCAUUAUCGAUAAAGCACUCUCAUGUUAUCAAAGUAGUUGCCGGCAUGUAAUUGUCAUAAGACAUGUAACACCAAAUGAAGGUGUUCCACCUCCUCAGAAACACUUCACCGCAAAACGGCCGUAUUAUCUGUAUAAAAUAAGUAUGGAGGAAGGCAGAGAUUUGUGGUGGAGUGAUCUCUUCGCGAAUGUACAAUCAUCAUCGUCAUCAUUAUCGUUGAAUGAUUGUGAAUUAAUUGGGGAGAUAAGUGCAAAAACUGAUAUUAUGUAUCAAGCCAAAUGGUUCUGCUUCGAAUCUCUGGUUUGUUUGAGGAAUGAAGAUGGGCAAUUAUCAGUGAUCGGAAUCACGCAUCAUCAGCUGGAGGACAAGAUCAAGCGAUUAGCAAAACUGAUUGAUGCGAGUGGGAUGUGUUUCGUGAUGAAUUCACAGGAUCCAUUCACAGCUACCAUCGCAAUGCUUGCAACUCUCUAUUCAUCCGCACAACUUCUCAUUUUCGAAGGCGUUUCGUCGUAUCCGGAUUAUUCACGCAUUUCGCAGAUUAUCAAUAAAUAUCAGAUUCAAACGCUCAUAAUCGCCAACAACGAUCUGCAGGAUGUGUUGAACAACGAUGAAUACGCAAAAAUGUGGAACACUGAAACCUUAUCGAAACUCAUUGUUUUCGGUGAUAAAGACACGGCCAAUCGUGCUGGCAAACUCUUUGGCGUCCAGUCUGAAUCCAUUUCCCUCUCGCCCGAAUAA